GACAGGUCACAGUCAAGGCAGUCUGCAUGGGCAUCGUCCACUGGGGCCUGCUAAUUAACAGAGGAAGGGUUCUGGGGGAAAUCUGGAUGGUUAAUGGCUUUAAUUAUAGAAAAUGCACCGGAUCUCCAUUUUAGCAACACAGCAAAAAGUUUAAUUGCCAUGAGUGCAAACAUGCUCUAAAAGGGCAUUUUCAUGCUCCAAAGGUCAAUGAACCCAGAGUCGCUGAUCUAAAUUGCUUUUAAUCUGGUUUGAUUAGGUGCGGGGCUUCCUGUUUUGCUUCAAGGAAAUGGCUUUGCUUUGUCACACCCUUGGGUAUAUAAGGAGUCCCCGGGUCUCCUGUUGAAUGCCAGAUUCCCAUUGUGCCUCAAGAGCUACUUUGAAAGAUCCAAAAGAAUUCACCAGCAGAUAUGAUGGCCUUCCAAGUUCUCUCUUUCCUUUUGGUCUCUCUUAGCUUUGUGCUGAUGGAGGAGAAUGGCACCAAGGACAACACAAAGGAUUCUAGGUUCCUGAAUCGAAGGUAUUCAGAAGGAACCUUAGCGAGCGAUUACAGCCGAACUUUGGACAACAUGCUGAAGAAGAACUUUGUAGAAUGGCUCUUGAACAGGAGGGAGAACCGGAUUGAUAACAGCCUUGAGCCAUCCAAGAGAGAAGUCAAACUCCCAGCAUUGCAGGAAAGGAAUGAAGGCACUGAAGUUGGAACCAAGGAGGCAAAGGAGUGCAUUCGCUGGCUUUUGUCAAAUGUGGGGAAACAGAGGCUUCCUUUGUCAAAUGGUUUGGAUGACUGGAAGAACAUCUUGAAGCAAGAAUUUAUCUUUUGGCUUAUUUCUGCUGACCUUUGCAAACCAAUGUGA
Anolis sagrei ordinatus is the source of this 851-nucleotide messenger RNA. RefSeq names its product gastric inhibitory polypeptide (gene GIP). Gene Ontology annotation, molecular function: glucagon receptor binding; hormone activity. Gene Ontology annotation, biological process: regulation of fatty acid biosynthetic process; response to starvation; response to glucose. NCBI's taxonomy places the organism in Eukaryota, Metazoa, Chordata, Lepidosauria, Squamata, Anolidae. The record is from RefSeq and is a predicted model, not a curated record. Gene Ontology annotation, cellular component: extracellular region.